Messenger RNA from Phytophthora nicotianae INRA-310, 822 nucleotides. RefSeq lists its product as hypothetical. Gene Ontology annotation, molecular function: DNA binding; DNA-directed DNA polymerase activity. The transcript has 3 exons. NCBI's taxonomy places the organism in Eukaryota, Oomycota, Peronosporomycetes, Peronosporales, Peronosporaceae. The record is from RefSeq and is a predicted model, not a curated record. Gene Ontology annotation, cellular component: nucleus. Bases 224 to 718 code for a protein of 164 amino acids. Gene Ontology annotation, biological process: double-strand break repair via nonhomologous end joining.
GCGCAUUCCCGCCAAAAAUUCUAAGCAGAAAGAAACCAUGUCGAGUCGUGAGGCGAGCAAGAAAGCGGCCAAGGAGCUGCUGGCGCUCUGCACUAAGGAGGGCGUCAAGAUCCCGACGGUACGUGUGACAGCUAACCUACUGUCCACGUGUUUACAGCUCUCCUUUUAAUAUUGGUUCCCAAUUGCACAGGACCCAGUGAAUGCUGCCGUCGAAGCUGGCACGAUGCUCAACGCCACGCGCGAGAAUGGCGAGUUCCAAUUGGACGCAGCGCUGAAGGAGAUGAUCAAGAAGUUUGGCGUAAAAGAAUCGGCAUCUCCCAAGAAGAAGGGAAAGACGGAUGUUAAGACAGAGAAGAAGACUGGUCGUAAGCGUAAGAGCGCCGAAGUCAAGGACGAAGAUGGUGACGACGCCGAUGAGGACGAGAAGAAGACCAAGAAACCCCGUAAGAAGGCCGAGGCUACGUGCGAGGACAACCAGGCUUUGGCCGACGCCUUUGCUGAGCUCUCGGGCUUCGAGUUCAAGCGCGGCGAGAAGUUCAAAGGCGGCACGUGGUCCAAGGUGGCCAAGGCCAUCCGAGACUGCGAGACGAAGCUCACAUGCGGCAAAGACGCGCUUAAACUCAAGGGUGUAGGUAAAUCAUCUGCCGCUAAGAUCGACGAGUUCCUCGAGACGGGUACUCUGGAGAAGCUCGAGGAGUAUCGCGCCGGUAACAUGUAACAACCUCGUCAAUCAUUUUCUAAUAGUUGAAGUGCGUACUUAAUGCACAAAGUCGAAAUGCGGGGGUACGCCGAAGCGUAACCUGGAUGGCUUCAGUGCUCUUA